AGUGCGACCAGGAAGUAACUCACUUUUAUUAAAGGCCACACUGUCUCUACACCUGUCAGACAUAUACAGCUGGGCGUCGGAAAUCAGCAAUGGCUGUUUGUGGAUGUUUUCUGCUGGGGCUCCUGGCUGUACUUCGAUAUCGGAUGAGCAAUGCUGCCACUACAACAACACCAUCUCAACAAGUCUUCGGUGAUGUAUGUACCGAGACAUCCCAGUGUGACACAACCUCAGACUUCAACAUCGUGUGUAUUCAAGCUGGACCAGACAAGAAGUGCCUCUGUACUGAUGGAUGGUAUAGGCCAGGUACAAGCACAACACCUUGCGCUCAAACAACCGUUUUAAAACCAGUCAUCACAGGUACACCAGCUAUAGGAGCAGGUAAUAUUGCCAUCAGCUGGACCAAUACCGAUGUCACUGGAGGGUACACAUCCAGCUAUACCGUAACGUGGUCUCCAGGAUCUCCAGGAUCUGCCAGUACAACCCAGAAGAGCUACAACAUUCAGUCCCUGUCUCUAGGAACAACAUACAUUGUCACAGUUAAACAUAUCAUCACACAGCACGGCAGGAGGCAGACGAUUUCCUCGGACCCAAGGGCAUUUACAACGAGAAGACAAGUCUUCGGCGAUGUAUGUACUGAGACAUCCCAGUGUGACACAACCUCAGACUUCAACAUAGUGUGUAUACAAGCUGGACCAGACAAGAAGUGCCUCUGUAAGGAUGGAUGGUAUAGGCCAAAUGCAAGUCCAACAUCUUGCGCUCAAACAACCGAUCUACAACUAGUCAUCACAGGUACACCCACUAUAGGAACAGGUAAUAUUGCCAUCAGCUGGACCAAUACCGAUGUCACUGGAGGAUACACAUCCAGCUAUACCGUAACGUGGUCUCCAGGAUCUCCAGGAUCUGCCAGUACAACCCAGAAGAGCUACAACAUCCAGUAUCUGUCUCCAGCAACAACAUACACUGUCACAGUUGGUCUUAUCAUCACACAGCACGACAGGAGUCAGCUGAUCACCUCGGACCGGAGGACAUUAACAACAACAAGACAAGUCUUCGGUGAUGUAUGUACUGAGACAUUCCAGUGUGACACAACCUCAGAUUUCAACAUCGUGUGUAUUCAAGCUGGACCAGACAAGAAGUGCCUCUGUAAGGAUGGGUGGUAUCGGCCAAAUACAAGUCCAACAUCUUGCACUCAAACAACCGAUCUACAACUAGUCUUCACAGGUACACCCACUAUAGGAGCAGGUAAUAUUGCCAUCAGCUGGACCAAUACCGAUGCCACUGGAGGAUACACAUCCAGCUAUACCGUAACGUGGUCUCCAGGAUCUCCAGGAUCUGCCAGUACAACCCAGAAGAGCUACAACAUCCAGUAUCUGUCUCCAGCAACAACAUACACUGUCACAGUUGGACUUAUCAUCACACAGCACGGCAGGAGUCAGCUGAUCACCUCGGACCGGAGGACAUUAACAACAACAAGACAAGUCUUCGGUGAUGUAUGUACUGAGACGUCCCAGUGUGACACAACCUCAGACUUCAACAUAGAGUGUAUUCAAACUGGAACAGACAAGAAGUGCCUCUGUAAGGAUGGAUGGUACAGGCCAAAUGCAAGUCCAACAUCUUGCACUCAAACAACCGAUAUAAAGCCAGUCAUCACAGAUCCACCAACUAUAGGAGCAGGUAAUAUUGCCAUCAGCUGGACCAAUACCGAUGUCACUGGAGGAUACACAUCCAGCUAUACCGUAACGUGGUCUCCAGGAUCUCCAGGAUCUGCCAGUACAACCCAGAAGAGCUACAACAUCCAGUAUCUGUCUCCAGCAACAACAUACACUGUCACAGUUGGACUUAUCAUCACACAGCACGGCAGGAGUCAGCUGAUCACCUCGGACGAAAGGACAUUUACAACAACAAAUCAAGUCUUCGGCGAUGUAUGUACUGAGACAUCCCAGUGUGACACAACCUCAGACUCCAACAUAGUGUGUAUACAGGCUGGACCAGACAAGAAGUGCCUCUGUAAGGAUGGAUGGUAUAGGCCAAAUACAAGUCCAACAUCUUGCACUGAAACUAGCCCACUAAAAUCAGUCAUCACAGGUACACCAACUAUAGGAACAGGUAAUAUUGACAUCAGCUGGACCAAUACCGAUGUCACUGGAGGGUACACAUCCAACUCUUCAGUAACGUGGUCUCCUGGAUCUUCAGGAUCUGCUCCUACAACCCAGAAGAGCUACAACAUCCCGUCUCUGUCUGCAGGAACAACAUACACUGUCACAGUUGGACUUACCAUCACACAGCACGGCAGGAGUCAGCUGAUUACCUCGGACCUGGGGACAUUUACAACAAAGCAAGUCUUUGGUGGAACUUGUACUGACCGGACCCAGUGCGACACCUCAGACCAGAACAUCAACUGUGUGCAGAUGAGAUGCCUCUGUAAGAAUGGGAUGUACAAGCCAUCAACGAUAUCAUUCUGUACGGAAACAAGCAUUCUAAAACCAGUCAUCACAGAUGCACCAACUAUAGGAGCAGGUAAUAUUGAUAUCAGCUGGACCAAUACCGAUGUCGCUGGAGGGUACACAUCCAGCUAUACAGUAACGUGGACUCCAGGAACUACAGGUUCUCUAGCAUCUGUUACUGCAAACCAGAAGAGCUACAGCAUCCAGCCACUGUCUCCAGCAACAACAUACACUGUCACAGUUGGACUUAUCAUCACACAGCACGGCAGGAGUCAGACGAUUACCUCGGACCAAAGGACAUUUACAACAAAACAAGUCUUUGGUGGUGAAUGCAGUAACCCACUCGUGUGUGACACAACAGACCCCAACAUUCAGUGUAUACAGUCAAACAUGAAGUGUCUCUGUACAGAUGGGAUGUAUAAGCCAGCAGCAGCAACACUGUGUCAGAACACUAGCCCACUAAAACCAGUCAUCACAGAACCACCAUCUACAGGGACAAGUAAUAUUUACAUCAGCUGGACCAAUACCGAUGUCACUGGAGGGUACACAUCCAGCUAUACAGUAGCGUGGUUACCAGGAUCUCCAGGAUCUUCAGGAUCUUCAACAUCUGCUCCUAUAACCCAGAAGAGCUACAACAUCCCGUCUCUGUCUCCAGGAACAGCAUACAGUAUCACAGUUAGACACACCAUCGCACUCUACGGCAGGAGUCAGACGAUUUCCUCGGACCAAAGGACAAUUACAACAAGGAUAGGCUACAACGGAAGCUGCUCACAACCUGGUUUGUGUUACGAUGCCAGUGCCAACUGUUACAGUGACAGGUGUCGCUGUGAUCCGAGAUUCUACCGAACUACAACCUGUGUCAGCAUCAACCAACUUCGUCCUACCACUGUGACGGCUGUCGCACAAAGCACAACCACCAUGACAGCAGCCUGGACAGCUCCUUCUAACGGCGUCGUUACCGGGUACGAGGUCACGGUUACACCAGGGGACAUUCCUCCAGUCAGUGUCGGUAGAGACAGCAGGACCACGCCCAUCACACGUCUGACACCGGGGAGAGUAUACACUGUGAACGUGAAGACAAAGAUUACCUACCUGCCAGGACGAGAUGAGAUGACUGAUGCUGUAUCUGCAGCAGCAAUGCGAACAACGCCGGCUUCUGUCACGGGCCUGGACAUGACCAAAACCAACUUGACCGCUCCCGACAUUACCAUUGUGUUCGCCAAGGCUGCUGGGGAUGCCACCAUGUACAUUGUGACACUCAGAGGACGGGAUGGAGAUACAUACAUCCAACAACGUCAACCUGUCAACACUGGACAGGGUCCCAUCUCUGUCGUCUUCACUGGUGUUGUCCCAGCUGUAUCGUACAACCUGAACAUACUAACACAGAGUGGGAACCUCCAGAGUGUACCCUAUACCACUGUGAUACGAGUAGUGUCAACUCCUGCCGGAAUAGUUACCAAUCUGAAGUCGUUUGACAACACGUCCCGCUCUGUUGCUGUGGAAUGGAGCAGACCAGUCAACCCGAACGGGCAGAUCUAUGAAUACAUUGUCGACGUGAGGACGGGUGGUCCCUCAGUCUGUGUGAAGCGGGUCAUCAUCAACUGCACUGAAUGUAGCAGAGAAAUGGCAAACUUUACAAAGAUGGAGACCGAAUGUGACCCAACCAUGACUGUGGUGAUAACCCAGGCUGACAUUGAAAACACCGCCCACGUCAUACAGCACAACAUAACAGGCCUGAACCCAGAUACACCCUACACCAUAGACGUAGUAGCUGUCAAUGAAGAGGGGCCAGGAGCAACCGGCCAAAUUAAUCUACACACACCCGAGGAAGGUGCUGGUGACCCUACUACCUUCACGGCACAGAGCAGGUCAUCAAGCGAGAUAACUCUUAUAUGGGAUCCUCCACAACCCCGACCUGGUGUCACUCGGUACAACAUAAUUGUGUAUGAAAAACAGGAAAACAGCGAGGGUUACGACAGUGUGAAGUUCAUAACACUUUUAGGGUGGGAAAAAAAGACGGAUACCUUUGGCAAUCUCUCCAGCUAUUGGUUGUACAAGUUUGAUAUAGUAGCUGAAACAAAAAUUGGUGCUUCAGCCAUUGUCAGCAGCAGCCCUGGAAGGACGAUGGAAUCAGAGCCGACGGGUGUAUUGGAAUUGAAAGUCGAGGACAUCACUGGUGUGUUUAACCAGGUACAAGUGUCGUGGAAGUGUCCUAAACAGAAGGAUGGUAGAAAUGGAGUGAUUGUUAACGCCAAUCUGCAUUAUUUCACAAAACAACAGUCGACAUAUAAUCCUAUAAGGAGGAAUGAGAACUUCACCAAUAACGGCGACUGCAUGUGGGACGUCAAGGUGAACGUAACUACAGAAUUCAAGUAUCUCUUCGAGGUCCGUCUCUACAACAGAGGGUUUGCAGGCUCUGUUGUCGGUGUAAGCAAAGACAUAGUGGGAGGUGCUCCAUCACAGACGGCAGUUAUGAAUUCCGUGAGAAGAGGAACUGGGGAAUCAGAGACGCCACCAUUACUCAUCUGUCCCAGAUGUCUUUAUGAUCGCACAAAUGGUCAAGUAAACAAGACGGGGUUGAUUGUAUGCCGAAAAGAAAAUUGUGGGCAAGUCGGAAAUCGUGACCAAAAAACUACUACAAUGGAUUAUGACAAUAUGGCCAACUGGAAUGCAGCCAAUGCGCAAGAUUUUAGUAUUCCCUACAGAGCAACAAAAGACGACUGGCUAAAGGGAGUUGUUGGACGAUCAAGCCUACUAUUCUCUCUCGGAAAUGAGGAUUGCAGUGGAAACACGAAAAAUCUCUUUUGUAAUGGAAAACUCCCUACAGGGAAAACAUUUAUUGUAUAUGCAUACUCUUGCACCAAUCAUGGAUGCACCACGAGCAGCAGAAUAGAAAUAUCAACACCAGCACCAGUACCUGUUGCUGCUGUGGUCGGAGGUGUAGUUGUUGCGGUAGUUGCCAUACUGGUCGUUACAGGCAUCAUAAUUUUCCUGCGACGAAGAAAAGCACACAAGGAAAGGUCCAACACGAGCAGAGAUCAAGUCCGCCCAGAGCAAGAUGACGUAUACGACAAGAUUCCUGAUGGUCAGAUGGUCGACAGCAGCCACAGUAACGAGGGUUAUGUAAACUAUGUGUCAGGACAAUCCUCUCGGAACACAGACAAUACCUAUGACGCACUUACCACUUACCAGAAUGCAGAUGGUCAUGAUUAUGGGAGGAUAAAUGUUGAAACAAGUUUUAAAUAGAACUACAAGUAGCAAUAGCAAAAUGAGUACAUGUUCUUCAAAUGCAAUCCUGUAUAGUACAUGCAGCCAACCUUUACAAAUGUUAGUGCUGUUUAGUUUGUGAUGAUGAGUACUCAGGAUAAUAGUCAAUGUGCAUGUACGUGACAGGUAAAAUGUUUUAAAUAAAAGUGAGUGAGUGAGUUUAGUUUCACGCCGCACUCAGCAAUAUUCCAGCUAUAUGGCGGCGGU
Haliotis rubra (blacklip abalone) is the source of this 5918-nucleotide messenger RNA. RefSeq lists its product as uncharacterized. The transcript has 32 exons. NCBI's taxonomy places the organism in Eukaryota, Metazoa, Mollusca, Gastropoda, Lepetellida, Haliotidae. Bases 90 to 5690 code for a protein of 1866 amino acids. Gene Ontology annotation, molecular function: protein binding. The record is from RefSeq and is a predicted model, not a curated record.